Messenger RNA from Metopolophium dirhodum (rose-grain aphid), 864 nucleotides. Its product is annotated as E3 SUMO-protein ligase ZBED1-like. Gene Ontology annotation, molecular function: protein dimerization activity. The transcript is spliced from 2 exons. Bases 1 to 864 code for a protein of 287 amino acids. The record is from RefSeq and is a predicted model, not a curated record. NCBI's taxonomy places the organism in Eukaryota, Metazoa, Arthropoda, Insecta, Hemiptera, Aphididae.
AUGGCUGGUAUGGACCUCGUUGGAAAGAAAGAUCGAAAAACUGCCGGCCGUGUCGUGGGUGACGUGAACAAUCGUCGCGCGAUCACGAGGUCUGUGAUAGCCGAGCUUAUAAAAGUAUUGAAGCCGUUUGAAGAAGCUACUAAAGCUAUCAGUGGGCAAAAAUACAUGACAGCAUCACUAGUUAUUGUGAUUGUUCAGGGACUCUUCAAAGUAUUCAGCAAUUUAAUGAAAAUGUAUCUGACACAAAGGGUUUUAAAGGUGGCUGAACAAUUGUUAGCAAACAUGAAUACAAGAGAUGCAUUUAAACAUUCAGAAAAAAGUGGAACUCUUGCACGAUGCACAUUUCUUGAUCCACGCUUUAAACAUAUACCAUUUAGUCACAGCACAACAUUAAUGAAUACUACAAAAAAUGACGUCAUAGAGAAAACUUUAGAAAUUAUUCAUAGCAAAUACACUGAAGAAGACAGAAGAUCGUAUGAAACAGAAACUUUGGUAGAUAUUAACUCACAUUCCAACAGUGAACAAUUAUCUAUAUGGAAUGAUAUUGAUAGAUGUGUAGCUAAAUCUACACCCAUUGGAACUGCAAAAUCCAGAGCUAUUGUUGAAGUCCAGCGUUACUUAGAGGAUUCAAUAAUUCCAAGAUGUCAAGAUCCAUUAAGUUGGUGGAAAGACCACAGCUAUAAUUAUCCACAUUUGAGUGUUUUGGCCCGGAAUAUAUUAUGUUUUCUUGGUACAUCUGUACCCUGUGAGAGAGUUUUCUCUAGUGCCGGAUUAGUGCUGAACGAUCGCCGCUGUAGAUUAAAAAAUGAAAAAGUUAACAUGCUAUUAUUCCUUCAUUACAAUUCAAAUGAAUGUAUAAUGUAG